UAUGACAGAAUAGAAGGGAGUGGGCGUAUUCCUUGAAUUGCAUUUCGAAAAAGCUACGGACUGUUUAACGAAAAGAUAAUCCUUGUCGUUAUUUCUCUGGAACAAAUCUGGAUGCGCCACUUGUUAUGCUUACGACCAAUAGGAUUUAACUAAAUAGUUUACGUUUAAACUUUAACACUAAGGUAGCUGGCUGCAGUUCAUACAUACAGUUUAUGGUCCUGUUUAUUAGCCGACGCUCUCAGAAGUUCAACGAAUGCCAUGCGGAUUCCCAUCGAAAAGUAUUGUUUUACAGAGGGAAAUCAGAGAGUGGCGCCUCUGACACUGGAAGUAAAGUAUCUCUCUGUGUAAUACUUAUAUGGUAUUUUUCAUUUCAAUCUACUUCAUGGAGGAAUGUGCAUGCUCUGUUCCAUAAUCAAUUGACGGGUGGACCUCCGGGGGCUGGCAGAGAAAACCUGGAUGACUGGAGAGUUGGCACUACGCUGAGCCUCGCAGUACAGUAAAACCCAGACUCAUGCUUUUGUUUACAGACUUUCACCUGAACAACGGUUUGGAUACAUCUUUCAACAAUGUUGCGACUGGCCUGUAAACAAAUAAAGCGGGCGUGCGGUAGGCCCAAAUUAUGUUUCCGAAAACUCAAGAAGUCCUGGAUACAUUGAAUACGAUUUUUGUCAAAGGAAUAACCAGCGCCCAGGUGCACGUUCACAAAGUAACUGUUCCGGCACCCGAAUUGCUGCACUCUUUUGUUUCAAGUUUGUUAUAGUAGGCCUAGAUGGAGUUUUGGCUGACUCAUUUUAGUCUUGCCAUUUUAUUAUUUUUAGGCUUAAUUACUUUCAACAAAAUAAUACAUAUUUUACAUUUGUGAGUCGGUGUUAAAAUGGUUGAAAAUCGGUGCUCCGUUCAAAGGGAAGGGGUCUACCACUGGUUCUCGAUAUUGAACUCGGCCCAGAGAGCCGAGUUCCUUUGUGGGCUUUUGGACCUCUGUGUUCCAAUCGAACUACGCUUCCUCGGGUCCUGCUUGGAAGACUUAGCCCGCAAGGACUAUCACUCCCUCAGGGACGCCGAGAUCAAAGCCAACAACCCUGCUGACCUCUCGAACCUUACCAACAUCACCGACGACGUCGUGAGGAGCAAGCUGCUCAUCUCCCUCGCACUUCUCAACUCGGACAACCGAGAUGCGGCGGGUGUUCUCUUCCGAACGCUCACGCACAUCGACAGCGUCAUCAACAACUAUGGCCUGCAGCUCAACGAUGGACGAACGGGGGAGCAGUUCCUUCUCCUCUUCACCAUGGCAUCCAAUCAUCCGGCGUUCAGCUUUCACCAGAAACAGGUGCUAAGACAGGAGCUGACCCAGAUCCAAGAGAUCCUGCAGGUCACCUGUGGAGAGCAGCAGGCCGGGACUGGCGCGCUGGCCACCCUGUCUCCCGCCACUAGCAUCCCUACCUACAUCACUGCGCCCACCCUCAACUCCAGUCAGACUGGGUGUCCAUGUUGUCAUAAGACACUGCACCGAGAGGACGGUGCAGAGCGAGUGGACGAGGGGAUUGGUCCAGAACCCAUGCCUCACAUGACAUCUCUCUCAUGCAAGGAGCUGCCAGUCAAGGUGCAUGUUGGGAAACCGAGCAAAGUGAACAUAGAGAGGAUAGAGCUGAGUGGAGUGACUCACAAGGGGGAGAAACCAAGUGAAUAUAUGCUAGAGGUCACAUGGUCAGACUCCUCUGUUUCCACUGUGAGCAGGACUCACCAGGAGGUGCUGAACUUUCUCUCCCAGGUCUCCCAGCUUUUCCCUGAUGAAGGUCUAGAGAAGUUCCUGCUUCAGUCCCUUGGCCUUGAUCAGACCUCUGAGCUGGACCCCAGGUGCCUGACAGUGCUUCCAGCCCACAUUCUCAAACACUACCAAGCCGAACUCUUCUUCAGCACUGCCACCAUCGCCCUCUCCCCCCCUCCCACUACAAGUCUUGGGUGCUUGUUUCAAUACAGAGGAGCCAACAGGGCUUUAUGUGGUGUAGCCAGUAUCCAGACAGUCAUGAGCGUUCACAACUCCAUUCAGACUCGCUCUCCUACCCAGCUGCCCCCCCAGGGCACUGUGCCUAUCCUUCCUCCCGGUGGGGUGGGGGUAGCAGGGGGGGAUAACGCAUUCCCUCCCGGCCACCUCCAGAACCCUGGUCCUCCACUGCAGAGCAGCCCAGAACAGAAUGGCAUCCUGGACUGGCUGAGGAAACUCCGCCUGCACAAGUACUACCCAGUGUUCAAGCAGUUGACCAUGGAGGAGUUCCUUGGACUCACAGAGGAGGAUCUGAACAAGUAUGACCUCACCCAGGGAGCCAAGAAGAAGCUGAAGACGCAGCUGGAACUGCAGAAGGAGAAGAUGGAGAAGAGGUAUAUGUUGUCCCAGUUCCCUGUGUCGUGCAGUGGCAUCGCCAGGGUUACUCCAUCCAGCCACAUAGGCCCAGUGGCACACGUCUACUCAAGUAGCAACACAGAGCUGUGUGUGGAGGUAGAGACGGGCGUGCACCCUCUCACCCGGGACAGCAGCUCCUCUUCAGGGUAUUCCAGCGCACCGUCCAGCCCCAUGACCCCUCACUCUCUGUCUUUGUCCCGUGAAGGGGCCUUCAACAGGGCCAAGGAGCCACACAGACGGAUGGAGUCAGGACAAGAACUAGGAGAGAAGGACAGGACUUACGUUCUCCUAAACUCCACCGUUACAACAGGGCCUAGUCGGCCCACUGCUCAAGUUCUGCCCGUGCAGAAUGAUCCUACUCCCUGCCCCUCGCACAUGAGCCUCCCUCCUCCCUCCCUAAGCCUACAGUCACCAGGACGCAUCCUGGGUUCCCCCUGUAAGCCCCGGCUACCUCCCUUCUGCCCUGAUGAGCGGGCCAAGCCCCUGGGUUCAGGUGUGGCUGUUGGGGUCCGACUGGAGAGAGUGUUCCCUGGCCUGAGUGUGGACAGUAUGGGGUCCCCUCCCCUUCGCCAGGACUCUGCUGGGCCCCGGGGGCCCUCUGGGGUCACUGUGCUGCGCUCCCCUCCAGUCUUGAUGGUGGACACCAGUUCCGCCCUCACCACAACCUCCAACACCCUGCACCACGUCUCACACCCCCCUCUACACCUGCAGGUGUCCCCCUCUCUACGGCAUACUGGACACUACCCCUACCCCUACUCUUCUGCCUCCUCUUCCCCUUCCUCCUCAUCUCCUGCCUCCAAGUUAGCUUUUCCGUCUGUGGGUGGCAUUCACAUGGGAACUGCGAGCAGUGUUCCCAUGGCAGCGGUGCCAGGCAACACCUACUGUGUGAACAGUAGGUCCGCUGUCCAACCCAGCUCCAGUCCCACCUCCACGGACACCAGCAGCUACGCUGUCACUUCUGGCUCCACCCCUACCUCCUCUGUCUGCGUCUGCAGCUCUUGUGGCUGCAGUGGGAACUGUGGCUCCUACGGGGCCCUCCCGGCCAGCUAUGCAGGGUACUUCCAGCACCCCUUCUCAGGGACAUCAGUGUUUCCCCUGGGGCCCCUGCUUCACCUCAGUCCCCUGCUGGCUGGGAGCAGCACUGCCACCCCCUUCCCCUACCCCCUGGUGGCACCGCCCCUCUACAACAGCAGUGUGUCUCACAGCCACGACACCCAGGGGCAGCAGGGGCUUAUCCUGCCCCCUAUGCAGGGCUUCCUGGGGGCUGGUGCCAACGUGCACAAGCCUCAUGGGGGGGUGGGGAACGGAGGGCAUAGGAAGCCAGGAAGCUUGUCCUGCUACAACUGUGGGGUCACCGGCCAUCGGGCACAGGAAUGCAAGCAGCCACCCAUGGACGCUGCUCAGCAAGGCACGUUCCGGCUGAAGUAUGCUCCCAAAUCAGACAGCCAGGACUCUGGGGACUAAGAACAAGGAACUCCUGUGACCCCUGUGCACAUCAGCACCUUAUGAUCCUCCUGGUGGAGGAGUCCCUUUCAUUUAGGUAACUCUUUGACUCUUUGAACACACUUUGAUGAUUGGAGAAUGAAUGGUGGCCUGAGGCCACUUAACUCGACUGAUGAAAGUCGAAGCAUGGAGUCAGUUUGGAAGGAGAUAUUAACCCCAGUCCAUCUGUACCAUAUGAUUUUGAUCAUACCAAAUACAAGAGAUGGUCAGGUCUAAACCCUGAGGCCGAGGGUAUACAGUGUUUUCGAAUGGGAAAUGAUUUAGCUGUACAAAAUCCACAGUUGAAAAUAUGAUGCAAUACUUCUCACACUACUUGGUACACACCUCAGCCUCACUCAGUCAAUCGGUCAAACUCCACAGACCUACACCUUUCAUAACAACUCAUGCGGUAUGCAAAGAUGUCCUCUUAAGUCGCUCUGGAGAUGAGUUGGAUGUAUCUGAGAGGAUGCUGAUGUGUGAAUGUAAAGACUUACAGUAUAAUAUGACUGCCAAAUAACGCACAUUGACUGACUGACUACCAAAUCCUUCUCCGCUGGGACAGAGCAGGUCUGUGAGAAACACAGAGGAAGAGAAGCGAGUGCUUUAUUCUUCACAUCAUUCGCUGUGGGUACUUUGCCCUAUACAGUGCAGGUAUUAAUGGUGAAAGAAAUGGUGCGAGCAUUCUUAGUUUAGAUUUUAAGAUGUGCCAUUUGAUAUUUGUGUUGUUUAAUCAUUUAGAAGUUGGAGCAGUCUAAUUUUAUAAUCAUUGUCGAAAUGUGUGUAGGUUUUAGUUGUAUGUAUAAGGUUAUGUAUGUUUCAUUUUAUAAUAGUUGGAUUUGAUGUGGUGAGGUGGUGCUAUGUAAGAGGAUCCUUUUUGAAAAAGAUUUGAUAUUGAAUGUCAGAGAAUGUGUCCUUGAGUUGCCACCAUGGUGUGGCAUGUGAAAGCACUUUUAUGAGAUCGGCUGGUCCCAGUCCAUUGGAUGCGAGUGUGACAUGAGGACCGUAGUCCUCAAGGAUGGACAAGUUAUUAUCGUUUUUUUGUGUUGCACUGGAAUGUUCCUAGCCAGGUCUGGAGGACACAAUUCAGUCAUAAGGGACAUUUUGUUAUAAAUGAUGUUUAUGAAAUGCUCGGGGCCAUGACUGAAUUCAAACUGAGUUGGUUUUGGGGUGUGGUUUGAUGUGGGUGUCUUUUGUGUGUGUUCGCAGGUGGGAAGAGUUAGCCAAAUUAUUUUGCCAAUUUGCUUCAGCCAGCUUGUCCGCAACCUCUGCAAAGUUGAUUUGACUUUAGAUAGCCUAUCUUCUGGGCUAGUUAGGGACCGUCAAUAAAUGACACAAUAUAAAUUAGACUAUUUUCAUAUUGCAGAACUUUUCAUUUUCAUUAAAUGCUUUCAAUAUUUGCAUAUGCAUUUCUACAAUUUAUAUUUGGUUUGAUGUUUUAAGUCAUUGAAAUGUGGAGCUAUUGAAUUCUUACAUAUUGUCCCUUGUAUAUUGUGUAAUUUACAGAUGGUCCAUAACUAGCCCCAUAAGGAUAUCCAAAGUCAACCCAAUUUUACCACAGGCAUUACGAUUGUGUUGCGUGCAGCUCCACUCUGAAUUGAUGAUUACUUGUGUGCAGUCAGCUGUGGGCACAUGGGCAGGAUUUAAACAAACCCAAACUUCAUUUACAUUGUGAUGCAGUCACGACCACAACACUUACAAAACUCUGUUUUAGACAAGGCUGACUUUAUGACCAAAAUGAUCCUAUUUACACUUCGUAGUCAAUUUUGACCGUAUAAUAAAUGUUUCUGACUCAUUCUGAUGCCACAUAUGCUGUUUUCUAAAUGCUAUGUUUUUUGGGGGGGCUGUUGCUCUUUAAGACUUUAAGACUGACAAAAUCAGGAUCCUUUGAAACAGGAAACAGAUUUACAGUAGUUCUAUUCUGCUGGAUGUGAUCUGGUCUGAGGACCAAAGAUCAAGGAUUGUAUCUGACCAUCUGUAGAGUAUUGCAUGCUGGGGAAUGUUGUAUUUUUAAAAAGUGUCAAACCUUUUCACCACAUCGGUACUGUCUAGUUCUCAUGGGUGUAAUAGAGCUUACAGUGAGAACAUUACUGUAACAGUACACCACAUACAGAACUAGCAUGCAUUUUUUAAAUAUAUUUUGUUACAUUGUGCCUAAUGAAUACACCCUGGUUCACGCUGCAAACAUUGUGUAAACCAACUGCUUUCAUUAUAUCAUUCAAAUGAAAAGAGUGAUAUGAUUGACUAUUUGAAAUCAUGUUUGUGCACUAAGCAGUUUACCCUGGAUGUCUUAGCCACCCUGAAUGGUACAAUCAUUUACUAAAGAAAAUGUAUGGACAUAAUAAAAUGACACCAUAUUGUUUGAUUCUGGAACUGGUUCACCUUACUUGGUUCCAAUGAGGUUGUUGUCAAACAUACAUGACACCCCCCUGUCCAAAAGACAAAUCUAAUUAGCUGGUAUUAUUUGAAUGUAACAUAGCUAUCUUCUUAGUCAAUAGCUAUGCAUGUUGCUUGAUCUCAAGUAAACAUUUUGUGCAUUUAAAAAGGAGUUUUAAAACAUUUGGUAUAUUUUGAAGCAGAUUUGAGCUUAAAGGGCAAAUCACUUGUUCAUUUUUAUGUACAAUUUUUAUAUUGUAUGGUGUAGUGUGUUUAAGAAUUGUUUGUUUUAUAUACUGCAUCAAAAACAUUGUAAAAGACAUUAAAAUGUUUUCGGUUUC
Molecule: messenger RNA, 6594 nt
Organism: Oncorhynchus tshawytscha (Chinook salmon)
Lineage: Eukaryota; Metazoa; Chordata; Actinopteri; Salmoniformes; Salmonidae
Gene: zcchc14
Product: zinc finger, CCHC domain containing 14
Exons: 13
Coding region: 875-3862 (995 amino acids)
Molecular function (GO): zinc ion binding; phosphatidylinositol binding; nucleic acid binding
Source: RefSeq, a predicted model, not a curated record